Molecule: messenger RNA, 2145 nt
Organism: Fraxinus pennsylvanica
Lineage: Eukaryota; Viridiplantae; Streptophyta; Magnoliopsida; Lamiales; Oleaceae
Source: the annotation of a GenBank genome assembly
AUGAAUGCAGAGGGGCUUCUUGUCUCGGCUGCCAUAAAUAUAGGUUUAGCUUUGCUGAUUCUUACAGUGUUCUCAAUACUGAGAAAACAGCCUUCAAAUUCCACCAUAUAUUAUCCCCGCCGCCUGUCGCAGCACCACCGCCUGUCCUUCGACCGCCACCUCACUCUUCGACGAUUGCUUCCGUCGGUGGAGUGGAUUCGCCGUGCCUACAGUGUUUCUGAGGAGGAGAUUCUUGAAACCUGCGGUCUAGAUGUCUUAGUCUUAAUAAGACUUUUUAAAUUUGGGAUCAACUUCUUUGUGGUCUGCUCCCUGGUGGGAUUGUUGGUACUGCUUCCUGUAAACUAUAAUGCUGGCGGUGGAGGGCCAUCCAGGCUUCCUCAUUCCAUGGAUUAUUUUACAAUGUCAAAUAUUAGUAAAGGCUCUAACUGGCUUUGGGUACACUUGUUAUGCUUAUACUUCGUAUCUUGUUACGGAUCAUACCUACUAUACAAGGAAUAUGAUGAUAUUUCCCUGAAACGACUUCAGCAGCUUCGUGAUUUGAGGCAUCAGCCUAAUCAGUUCACUGUGUUAGUUCGAGAAAUCCCACCUUGUGAUGAGCACAAGGCUUGUGGAUGCUGUGUAGAUCAUUUUUUUUCCAAGUAUCAUCCACGUUCAUAUCGAUCAUAUCAAAUCCUAUAUGAUGGAAAGGAUCUUAAGAAUUUACUUAGCCAGGCAAGAUCUAUUAUGAGAAAGAUUGAGGAUUUGAAGCAUCGUUCCUCAAUUAAGAACUAUAAUGAAGGAUCAGAUCCAUCUGAUGUACUAAUGCUGGAUGCAAAAUUAGAGCAACUCAGGGAAAUGCUUCAAGAAGUUCAUCAUAAAAUACAACUUACACAGAGAAGAAUGUUGCAGCAGGGGAAGGAGUUACCUGUUGCUUUUGUUACAUUCAAUUCACGUUGGGGUGCUGCUUUAGCUGCCCAAUCUCAGCAGCACUCGAAUCCACUUCUAUGGACAACUGAAAUGGCUCCAGAACCAAGGGAUGUACUAUGGAAAAAUUUGGCAAUUCCGUAUAGGCACUUGCCUCUUUAUAAAGUUGUAGUCUAUGUUGCUGCAUCACUUCUUACAAUCUUCUUCAUGAUCCCAGUCACCGCUGUCCAAGGAAUUGCAAAAUUUGAACUACUGAAGAAAUGGUUUCCUCCUGCCAUGGCUGUCCAGUUGAUACCAGGAUUAAGGUCUAUUGUGACAGGAUAUCUUCCAAGUGUGAUCCUCAAUAGUUUUGUAUACAUUGUCCCUUUUGCCAUGAUAGAAAUGGCAAAAAUAGCAGGGUACGUCUCAAGGAGUAGAAAAGAUAUGAAAGCUUGCAAUUUGGUCUUCUAUUUCCUUGUUGGAAAUGUUUUCUUCUUGAGUCUGUUAUCAGGAUCCUUACUUGACCAAAUUGGGCAAUCAUUCUUUCAUCCCAAGGAUUUUCCUAGUCGUCUUGCCACUGCUGUUUCUGCUCAAGCAGACUUUUUUAUGACAUAUAUCUUGACAAAUGGGCUGUCUGGAUUUUCUCUGGAGCUUCUUCAACCUGGGCUCCUUAUAUUGGAUAUGAUGAAGUCACACACAUGGGAUCGUGGAAAGAAGAAAAUGCCUUACCUUUAUAACUUACCUUAUUACAGAACAAUUCCUUUCGUUUCUCUUUGUAUUUUGAUUGGCAUGGUAUAUGCGGUCGUCUCGCCAUUGCUUCUUCCAUUUCUAGUAGGCUACUUCUUUCUAGGCUACAUUGUGUUCAUCAAUCAGAUUCAGGAUGUGUAUAUAACUUCGUAUGAAACCAGUGGCCAAUACUGGCCAUAUAUUCAUAACUACAUUGUCAUUGCAAUGAUCAUCACGCAAAUCUCGACGAUUGGUCUUUUUGGAUUGAAGUCAAAGCCCGCUGCUUCUUUUUCCACUAUACCACUCCUAGUUUUAACAAUACUCUUCAAUGAAUAUUGCAAGAUCCGUUUUCUUCCUACAUUUUAUCAGUGCUCAGUGAAGGAUGCCAUGGACAGGGAUGAACUUGACAAAAAGUCUGGUUUGAUGGAAGGUGACUUGCAGAAUGCUGUCGAUGCAUAUUCUCCUCCAUGUUUACACCUUCUUAAUUAUGAAGAGAUAGACUCGAACUCAAUACUACCAUUAGUGUCUUCGAUAUAA